GACCGGAUCUCGAGUGCAUAAGUGCCAUGAUCGCCGACGCUCCGCUCUGUAUAUGUACGAUGCGAAAAUUGCGGAUAGCAACUUGGACACAAGCAGCUGCAGUGUGACGCCAAUCCACAGGCCAAGAUGCGUCUCAAAAACUUCACCUCCUUUACAUCGAUCAAAGAAAUUGUUCGCUCCAAGCGUUUCAAGCAGAAAGCCAAGCGUCAUGAAAAGAAUCAGAAGCGUAAAAAAUCAAGGAAAAACAAAAGAAAUAAGGAGAAAAGGUUCGAGCCCAAAAAUCAACAUGAGGCCCAACAUCAAUUCUUACAUCCGCUCUCGUGGCGAAGGCCAGGUCAUCUAGACCACGCGUUCCAUGCCGACUCAGCUGCAUACUGUCAUCGAGGUUUUGAAACUCCGCCUUCCAGCCACCCAUCACCAAACCCGACUCGGUCUUCUACGUUGAGCUCAAUCUUGAGCAGCGGCGGAACUUCUUUGAGUUCUGCCACGUCAAAAAUCAGGUUUCUAUUCCACCGUCGACAUUCGGACACUGGAAUUUCAAGAUCAUCGCCACUUUCACGGCAGUUGGAAAAGCGGAACUCUGUCCCAGGUCUAUCGCCCACCUUCUCCAGGCCUAUCACGGAAGAAAGCCGCCAAGAUAGUGUGCCUCCUCGAGCUGAAGGGGUGAUCACAAAAUCCGUUGCCCCGAAACAGGAAGCCUCGGGGUCUGCCCGGGUCAUGGCGCAACAAUCAAUCGACCUUAAGGCGGCACGCGAGCGUCUCAAGGCAUGGGGGCCAACUUCGGAAGCUUUUUCAACCAUUUACGAAUCGAAAAUACGGCCGCAGUUGCUGCAAAUUCUUGAAGAAAACAAUCCUGUUGAUGACUACACUGUCGCGGUUCACAAUGACAACGGAAGUAUGACUAGAGUUGUGGUGGUGACGACGCCCAUGGAGCUUCCCGCAGACAACAGGGACAAGAUUGAGAGUCACAUCGUGUCGUGUUUUUCGGAUUCUGAAGAGCUUCGAGUCGCGGUCAGGUUUCUUAAGGGCAAUGUCAAGCGUACUGCUAGCACAUUGGCUUCGAGUCAGGACGCAGACAGUGAGUCGAAGAGGCCUCGAAACUCUGGCAGGCACAAUGUGAGAAUGCUUGGGGACUCUGUCAGCUUUGAAGACAGCGACAGUGCCGCAACCCUAGGUCCAGCGAUCAGUCUCGGUGGAUAUGAUGGCUGGAUUGUCAAUUGGCAUCUAUUUCACGGCAUAGCGAACUGGGAACACCUUCAUGAUCCAUCAAAAGUCCCGCUUCACAGUCUAGUCCAUCCAGCAUACAUAGACUGUCGCGAGAACGAACCCCCUUUCCGGAUUGGGGAGCUGCAAGCCUACUCAGGAAGAAUGUACAGAACAACUCGCCAAUCGAGAUCUCUGGAGCGUUACGUGGCAGGUGUCCCAGGAGAACGCGGGCAAAACGUGCAAGUGGUCACGGAUUGGGCUUUCUGCAAAGCCUACAAAGAUGAAGCUCAAAAUUGUCUGCGCUAUGCGCCGCCAGGCAUUGAGGUCGAUAAUUUCUCCGAUCCGAUUCAAGGAGUGUUUGAGCAACAUCCUCAAUGUCAAAUCGUCCAGACAACUGGCAGAAGCAGUGGAUUCCGGUACGCUGUGGUAUGCGAAGCACCGGCCGACGUCCGCCAGUAUCCAAAUAUGCCCACAAGGGAAUGGUAUUUGCAGAAUAUCGAUGGUGUAUUGACGUCUGAAGAAUGGAAUUCCGAGGGCUCUGGCGUGUGCGGUGACUCGGGUGCCGCCGUAGUGCACGAUGAGACGGGAGAACUCCUUGGGCAGAUAUGGGGUCGAAACGUGUACGAUGAUGAUAGUCAAACACCCAGGAUAACAUACUUCACGCAUUACUGGGACAUUUUCGACGAUAUAAAGGAGCGAUAUCCCAAUCUGGAAGGCCCGUCCCUCAUUCCCAAGCCGAAAUGCCAUCCCUCGAAUAACGCGAAUGCAAGAGAUGGUGCUCCCAGCCCUUCGAGAGCCGAAGCCGACGAGAAGACUCUCAAUCCAUCGCGACCGCGGAGCCGGGCAUGUUCGUCCAUGGGCGGUGCCGAUGGCGUAUUCGAAUCCUUCUCCCAGUCCACUUUAGCUCAGAGUGUGACUAAUCUGGUAGGAUCUGGUGAAGGCAAGGCAAAACAGAACCAUGUCGGAAAAGCUUUGGAGGGCGAAAUGGGAUGCGGACAACGAGACUCUCAUUCCCGUAACCCUGCUAGAACCUCGGCGGAUGAUGACACGGAUGUACUGGUAAUGCGACGGAGCUCGGCGAUGGUGACCGUUUAAUGCUCUUUUUUUCUUAUCCUUUUCCGAUUACAAAGGUCGGUUUUUCUAGAUUUAGCAUGCUUCAUAUCCUUGCCUACUUAAGCCAGCUAAUCGAAUGCGUUGCUCCAUGGGGCAUGUCAGAUAUCAUGGUCCAACUUGAAUUCAUUGAUGCUGUGCUGAUAUCCGUAAUAAGUCCGAGACGCGCUCAGGAAUGCCAUAUGUGGUGUCAUUCCUACCUCAUCGGAUCCGGUGAACUCAACUGAUAACUCCCCGACUCCCCGACCCGGAGUGGAGCACGGCGUUGCCGGAGGAAGAUUUUGCCUGAGAGCGAUGCUCUCGGGAAUUUCGGACUUGAGUUCUCAUUUGAAACUAGGCUUUGCAGAAAUUGCGCUAGUUGACUCGAGAUGCCCUGUAAUUGCUGUUGUGUCUUAAGGUGCUUACCCUAGAAGCGAAUUCGACCUGUAUGGAGGAAGAUACAGUUGAGAUGACGGCUCCUCGAACUGAUGCACAAG
Messenger RNA from Colletotrichum acutatum, 2792 nucleotides. RefSeq lists its product as uncharacterized. Lineage: Eukaryota; Fungi; Ascomycota; Sordariomycetes; Glomerellales; Glomerellaceae. The record is from RefSeq and is a predicted model, not a curated record. The coding region runs from base 127 to 2301 and encodes 724 amino acids. The transcript has 3 exons.